Molecule: messenger RNA, 8215 nt
Organism: Protobothrops mucrosquamatus (brown spotted pit viper)
Lineage: Eukaryota; Metazoa; Chordata; Lepidosauria; Squamata; Viperidae
Gene: COL4A2
Product: collagen type IV alpha 2 chain
Exons: 47
Coding region: 55-5103 (1682 amino acids)
Cellular component (GO): collagen trimer
Molecular function (GO): extracellular matrix structural constituent
Source: RefSeq, a predicted model, not a curated record
GCCUGAGGGAGCUGGAAGGACCAUCCUUUUUCAACAAGGAGAAAAUAAGCAGACAUGAAAAGUACUCCACACUUCAGCUUAGGAUGCUGGACUGGGCAGGAUAUGCAAAUUAUCCUCCUGAUGGUAUUGACUGUGCUUCUUCCUGCCAGCGUACAAGCUGGAGGAAAGUCCUAUACUGGACCAUGUGCAGGGAGAGACUGCAGUGGGGGCUGUGAAUGUUUCCCAGAAAAAGGAGCUCGUGGCCAACCAGGACUGCUUGGACAGCAAGGAUUCCCUGGGCCAUCGGGAGUGAUGGGCAUACCAGGACUUUCAGGGCACAAAGGGGACAAAGGUGAACGAGGUAGACCUGGCAUAACUGGACCCAAAGGAGAAGUGGGACAAAGAGGAGUCACAGGGUUUCCCGGUGCAGAUGGAGUUCCUGGUCACCCAGGUCAGGCAGGAUCAAGAGGAAAACCAGGCCACGAUGGUUGCAAUGGGACCAAGGGAGAUCCAGGUCCACAGGGAAUUCAGGGACCUGCAGGAACUCCCGGGUUUUUUGGAAUCCAGGGACCCAAAGGUCAGAAGGGGGAGCCUUUUGCAUUACCUGAAGAAUUAGCUAUACAGUUCAGGGGAAAUCCUGGUGACCCGGGCUUGAUUGGCUUCAUUGGACCUCAAGGUGCUCCUGGACCGGUGGGUGAACCUGGUCUAGAAGGAGACUCAGGUCUUCCGGGACUUCCAGGACCCCCAGGACUGCCAGGACCCAUUGGCAAUAGAGGCCUUGGCUUUUAUGGAAAGAAAGGUGAAAAGGGUGAAAUUGGACCUCCUGGUCCACCUGGGCUUCCAUCAACAAAAGAAUUAACCAGUUCAAUAGAUGAAAUUCUAAGUGAACACAAGGGUAUGAAAGGAGAAAAAGGAAUGAUGGGAGAACCUGGAUUUCCAGGUUUUCCUGCACAAAGAGCAGAAAAGGGAGAAGAAGGAAUAACUGGCUUUCCAGGACAAAGAGGUUUGCCAGGAAUCAAUGGUCUAAAAGGAGCUGAAGGGGAUCUGGGUAUGCCAGGAAAUUAUGGAAUCCAGGGCAUUCCUGGCCAGAAAGGAGUGAAGGGUGAAUCUGGGGAUAAAGGAAUUCGAGGGCCACCAGGUCAUGCACAACAUCCCACCCUUAUAAAAGGUGUACCUGGUGACCGGGGAAUGGAUGGCAUUCCUGGGCCUGAGGGAGAGAGAGGAGCCAAAGGCAGUCCUGGCCCACCUGGUACUGAAGGAUCAUUUGAUGAUGUUACUGUGCGAAGAGGUUUUCCUGGAGAAAUGGGCCCCAAAGGCUUCACUGGCGAUCCUGGCUUCCCAGCUCUUCAUCCUGGUCCUCCCGGUUUAGAUGGUGAACCAGGAGCACCUGGCUUCCCUGGAUCUCCAGGCCACCCAGGAAGUCCAGGUUAUUCCAUUGGGCUGAAGGGCUAUCCAGGAGUUCAAGGUCCUGCAGGCAAGCAAGGUUAUCCAGGUCCACGAGGACAAAAUGGACUGAAAGGUGAUGCAGGAGAUUGCAAAUGUGUUGAACAUAUCGAAGGAAGAAGGGGUCCUGCAGGACAACCUGGUCCUCCAGGAUUUCAAGGUCCAAUAGGAUAUGCUGGGGAAAAAGGAGAAUUAGGAGACCAAGGCUACCAUGGACUUCCGGGCUUUUCUGGUAUAAAGGGAUUCCCUGGUGUACCUGGACCAUCUGGACCAAAAGGGAUAAAAGGGGAUUCCCAAAAUGUUACCACAAAAGGUGCCAAAGGAGACCCAGGAACUCCAGGAAUUCCUGGAAGUCCAGGAGAAGAUGGUUUACCAGGCAGGAUUGGCAUAGAUGGUUUUCCAGGGCUUCCUGGUCUUCGGGGUGAUGGCAUAAGAGGAGAACAAGGGGACCCUGGGAGUGAAGGCCAACCAGGCCUAAAAGGUUUUUCUGGUGAAAUUGGUCUGCCUGGUGUGGGUUUGCCUGGUCCAAAGGGAUAUCGUGGUCCUACAGGUGACCCUGGCACAUAUGGAAAGCCUGGCUUUCAAGGCCCUCCUGGCCCGCCAGGCACUGCAGCUCAGACAGAUUGUGGGCAAACAGAGCACCGCUUUCUUAGAGAUAAUAGAACAGAAUCAAUUCAUUCAGGGACCAGCUGUGUUACCACCUCAAAAGGAACUCCAGGGCAUCCAGGACUGUCUGGACUACCAGGUGCAAAGGGUACAAAAGGGAUUCCUGGUGAACCUGGUUUGUAUGGAUCACAAGGACUGAAAGGACUUCAAGGGGAUCAAGGUCAUGGAGGUCCAGCAGGUCCAGCAGGAUUCACUGGACCCAGAGGAAGCAGAGGUGCCCCAGGAUUGCCUGGAGAAAGGGGGCUUCUAGGAAAUCCUGGUUUGCCAGGUUUGCCAGGCCUCCUUGGGGAAAAGGGGCUUACAGGUGAUGUUCUAGGAGUACCACCAGGGUCUCCUGGGGACACUGGGCCACCUGGAUUCCCAGGAGCAAAAGGUUUGCAAGGAGAUCAAGGCUUACCAGGAAUUAAAGGAAGAGACGGCUUCCCUGGUUCACCUGGAUCCAAAGGGAAUCCUGGGUUUCCUGGGCCUACUGGCCCGACCGGUAUCCGAGGACCACCAGCAACAUUUGGAUUCCCUGGAUCCCCAGGCCAGCAAGGGUCCCUGGGUAGAAAAGGCUCACAAGGAUUUGUUGGAUCACCUGGUGUCAGAGGGGAACCCGGGGAGCCAGGGAAAGUGGGUCCUAUAGGCAUGAAAGGUCUGCCAGGGGACAAAGGUGAACUAGGCUUCAUUGGAACUAGAGGAAAGGCUGGGGAAACUGGUCUCCCUGGCAUUGUCGGAAUGCCUGGUUUCCCAGGUCUUAAAGGUGCUAAAGGAUCCUCUGGCAUUGGAGGUUUCAAAGGUGCUAUGGGGUUCGAAGGAUGGCCAGGACAGAAGGGAAUCCAGGGAGACAAAGGCCUCACUGGAAAGCAAGGUGCUAAAGGACCAUCUGGGGACUUCGGAUUAAAAGGUGAACGUGGAAUUCGUGGUCUACCAGGAGCACCUCCUAAAAUCAUACCAAGCAUAAUGCUGGAAGUGAAAGGUGAAAAGGGAGAUAAAGGAUUGUUUGGUGUUAAAGGGACUAUCGGUUUAAAAGGAAGUAAAGGGUUCCUCGGAUUACCUGGUCAGACAGGAAUAUCAGGUUUACCUGGAUUUCCUGGUUUCGAAAAAGGUCAGAAAGGUGACACUGGAAAUAAAGGAAUAAGAGGUGCUCCAGGAUAUGCUGGUAUCCCAGGUCCUCGUGGUAUUCCUGGCUUCCCUGGAAUCACUGGAUGGAGGGGAGAAAAAGGUGUUCCAGGAGUUCCGGGUGCGAUUGGUGAAAGUGGCCAACUGGGGUUAAUUGGUGACAGAGGAGAUGCUAUAAAUUUGCCAGGAAGUAAAGGUUCUAAAGGAAUCCCUGGAAUUGCUGGACCACCAGGAUUCCCAGGGCAGAUUGGGGAACAAGGUGCAUCUGGAGAUCCAGGUUUCCCUGGAUCUUCUGGUGACAAAGGAAGUGUUGGAAACAUUGGCCUUCCAGGAAGAAAAGGUGUGCAUGGGAUCAGAGGACUUCCUGGAUUAGAUGGUUUGCCAGGUACUAAAGGCUUGCUAGGAUCACCAGGUCCAGAUGGAUAUGGAACAUCAGGUUUUCCAGGUGUUUUGGGUGAGAAGGGUACAGCAGGAGAGCUGAGCCCCAUUGAAGGCAGCAGAGGACCUCCUGGUCAGAAGGGGCAAAGAGGGGAUCCAGGAUGGCGAGGUUCCACUGGUACACCUGGACCAGAUGGAAGACCAGGAUUUCCUGGAGUCUCCAAUAUAUCUGGUAUACCUGGCGAUGUGGGUUCACCUGGUUUUGAUGGAGUACCAGGUUACCCCGGACUUUCAGGGACCCCAGGAACACCUGGCUCAGUUGGUUUCAAAGGAGAAGAGGGACUAAUAGGUGUGGCUGGAGAAGAUGGUCUAAAAGGAAUACAAGGAGACCAGGGCCAAGAUGGAAGACCUGGAAUAUCAGGCUUGGCUGGAGCAAAAGGAUAUAAAGGUGAACAAGGAGUCAUGGGCUUUGUUGGCCGAACAGGAAUUUCUGGUGACUUUGGUCCCAUAGGACCUAAAGGAGAUAGAGGGCCCCCUGGGUUUCAGGGACCUCCAGGUUCCCCCGGAUUGCCACCUUUACUUCCUAAAUUGGUCGCUGAGCAAGGGGCACUAGGCGCCCAUGGAAAAAUAGGCCCCCAGGGCCCUGCAGGUGAAAUGGGUCCUCACGGUCCCCCAGGAGAUCCAGGUUUUAGAGGCCCGAUAGGUAAACCAGGAGCACAAGGAAGAGGAGGUAUAGCUGCAUCUCCAGGUUUCAGAGGUGACCAAGGAGGACAAGGGCUGCAUGGCCCAGCAGGCUUUGAAGGUGCAGCAGGUGUUCCUGGUACUCCUGGACUGCAAGGUAUGCCGGGCCGCAGUGUUAACAUAGGUUAUCUUCUUGUGAAGCACAGCCAAUCUACUCAAGAGCCAAUGUGUCCAGAGGGCAUGAACCAACUUUGGAGCGGCUACAGCUUACUGUACUUUGAAGGACAAGACAAAGCACAUAACCAGGAUCUUGGCCUGGCUGGAUCAUGUCUGGCUCGAUUCAGCACUAUGCCUUUCCUUUACUGCAAUCCAGGGGACGUCUGCUACUAUGCAGGUCGUAAUGACAAAUCCUACUGGCUCUCAACCACAGCCUCUCUUCCAAUGAUGCCUGUGGCAGAAGAAGAAAUCAGGCCUUAUAUCAGUCGCUGUUCUGUCUGUGAAGCUCCUGCUCUUGCCAUUGCUAUUCACAGUCAAGAUAUUACUAUCCCUCACUGUCCUGAAGGAUGGCGCAGUUUAUGGAUUGGUUAUUCUUUCCUUAUGCACACUGCAGCUGGUGGCGAAGGAGGAGGACAGUCCCUGGUUUCUCCGGGUAGCUGCCUGGAAGACUUCAGAGCCACCCCAUUCAUUGAAUGCAAUGGUGCUCGGGGGACCUGUCACUACUUUGCAAACAAAUACAGUUUUUGGCUUACCACCAUUGACCAUCAAUUUCAACACUCACCUUCUUCAGAUACUCUCAAGGCUGGACUCAUCCGAACACAUAUAAGCAGAUGCCAAGUGUGUAUGAAAAAUUUGUAAAAUAAACAACCCCUCCCCCCAAAAAAUGUCACUUCAAAGUGGCAUGGAUCAGAUUUUGUUGGUGCUUAUUUAACUUAUUACCUCAUCAUUUGAACACAAGUAUUAUCUGGAAGAACAAACACUGCAAGUACAUAUAACCACACAAUUGUUCAGCCUUUGUUCAUGUAUUUGUGAGUUUGGUUUUACCUGCUGCAAAUAAUACAAUCUGUUAUGAGAAUAAAACAAUAGACAAAAUUUCAUUAUUAAAUACACUUGCUGUCAUUUAAAUCUGAUUUACUGUCAAAUGAUAUUUAUCUUGUUUUCUAUGUGUAACUGAACACUAUAGUCAUUGAAUAUUAAAUAAACAUUUAAAUACAAAUGCAAACUGUUAGAAUUUAGGAUUUUAAACUGAAUUUAGCAAACUCAUAUUAUCAAAAUGGAAAUGCCAUUUCAACAUCCUCAAAACAAUCAAAGAGCUGUAUCUUGCUCUAAGGGAGUCCUGAGGUCUUUGGUUACAAAUCCAAUAGAACUACAAUGUUUUGUGACUGAAGGAAACAUGCACGGAAUAUACUUUUGUUACAAUUAUAUUUCAAGGCCUUUUAUUUUUAUUCAUUGUUACUUUAUUAAACAUCUGUUGCUAUUAGUGCCUAAUUAUUUCUGCAGAGUCUGCAGAGGUAAGCUUUAUUUUUGUGUCACUUGACUUUUUUUUAAUGCAAUCUUAUAUUAUUCUAUGCAGUACCCUCAAUGGAUAGACAUAGCGCAUUAGACCAGAAUUCACUUAUCUUAAUAUUACUUUACUAUGGCUUGCAGAUAAACAAUCUAUGGUGUUUUAGAUGUUUAUAUUCUAGCUGGAUUGAUGAGUGAUGGUGGUUUGGAAUCCAUAUCUGAAAGUACUUUGCCUAUUUAGGCAAACAGUACUUUGCCUAAUUCUGUUCAACCAUUGUUGGGUAUCACAGGAUCUGUGUCAUAAUAAUCUCAUAAUUUCAGGAAUAGCACAAAAGGAAGGUGUUUAUAAAAUUAUGCCUUGCAGCUUCUCCAGUUGCAAUUAUAGCUACAGUCAAGAAACACCCCACUAGAGAGUACCAUUUAGUAAGAUUUGUGAGUACCCAUACUUAGGAAUGUGGCAUUUGUCAUUCUUCCCAAUGUAAGGAUGAUAAAGAGAGACUCAAUAUCAGAAGGAAGUGAGUGACAAAAAAAAGCAUCUCUACCCAGAAGGAAUUAGGACUGUACCUGGGAAAGUGAGAAAUACACUUUUCUCAUAGCAGUGAACCAAAGCUGUGAUCAUGUGCAUACUUAGCUGUACAAAUGAAGCUUUACUGGCUUCCAAGUAAACAUGCAUAAACUUGCUGAGUAAAUAAGUUUCUAUCCCCAAUUCCUUCACCAGUAUGGACAAGCAGAUGAAAAGGAGGCAGAAUUAGAACCUCAACACUGCAAGUGGCAACAACCCACUUUUGGUGGCAGGUACCGGGCAGUUGCCCAGACUCAUCUGUAAUUGGGCACUUGGGACUUCCCACUGUUUCCCAGAGUGUUUCCUUCCCAAGCCAAAUCCUGAAUAAGAAAUGCUCCAAUUUCCUUUCAUGUGUUUCUCCUUUUUACUUACGAUCACAGUGUUUUAUUUUGUAUGAUAAAUAAAAGUAUCAACUUUUUCUUAUUGAAUUGGUACGAGUUUUACAAGACAUGACUUAAAUCCUAAAAAAAGAAAAAGAAUCCCAUGUAAAGAAACAACCCAUAUAUGAUCUGACUUGAAGGGGACAGCGCAAGAGAAUCCAGGGAGCUCCAACUUCACCAUCUAGUAGCAGCACAGAGGUUGCAUUGGAAAUGUGCAUAUCUAAGGCAUCACCCUUAGACGCAGAGCAUAUAAUCACACAUUCAAAUCCACUUAAAUACUUCACAUUUAAGGAAAUUCUGUGGAUCUAUUUCUUCCAUAUCUGAUAAAGACUGAAAAAGUUUCAGAGUUAGGAAAGCAAAAUGUGGAUUUAGAGGCCCAGUGAAUUUUUAUGGAUUUGUAGGCCAUGUUCUUCAGUCUCCUUCCAAUUCUCAUUACUAUUAAAAUUUAUUUCAUCCAAGGAUGAGCCCAGCACUGUUAUUUUGCUGCCAAGUCCUAAAAUAAAUACCAUAAUAAUGUACCAUAUUUGAGAUUCAGAGACAAGACAAAAUAUAUAUAUUCCAGGUAUACUUUAGCCCAUAAUCUCUAGUUUUAUGAAUUACUAUCACAAAGGUAAUUAGUAAAUUUUAUUGCUAAUAUAAAUAGUCUAAAAAAUAGGCAGAGGUAAAGAGCUGUUUUGUGUCAAUAGAUUGUUUGAUCAGCCUCAUAGUAAUUUCUUUCACAUUCAGAAAUUGUAGAUUUCUGUAGAUUUGUAGAAAAAGUAAUCUUCCUAACAAGGAAAAAUCCAAGUUGAUAUUUUUAUAUAUUUCCUCAACAACAGCAGCACUGAAAAAUCACUGCUAUCAUUGAUACAUUGUUAUCACUGAUUACAACCAAAAUAUUUAAAUAAUUUUGAUUCUCUAACAAUCAAGUUCUCUGUUAUAUAUAUUGCAAUCAUCUCCAUACCAAAACACAUCAUUUUCUUCCCUGUCCUCACACACUUUUACAAAUUAAUGUUCCCCCAGCCAUGUACUUAUCCACUUUUAUGACUCUAUUAUUCAUAAUUUAACAAAAAAAUAUGCUUAAAUAAUUUCACCAGAAUCUGAUCUACUACUGUAAUAACCAAAAAUAUUUACUCUUACUGAUUUAGAACAUAAAUAAUUCAUCAACUUCCUGGAAUUUCAAAGUUUGAAGCUAAUACUGUAGUACAUUUAUAAACAUUAUUAGUCCCAAUACCACCAAUACCACUGAGUUAAAAUCGGCCUAAAAUUGCAGACUACUUUGUAAGUUCCUUCAGGUACAUUUUGUUAUAGGAGAAAUGGGAAUACAUUUUUUGCCUAACAACCAAUGUCUGGGCUAUAUUGAUGUUGACUCUAUUUAAUACCAUUCUACUGAUCUGACUUUCCUCUUUGCUCUGGCUCUGGUGGCCAUAACCAUGCAAUUAAUGAGGAAGAAAAGGGAAGAAUUGGUUUGCUACAAUUCUUUAUUUUGCUGAAAAAAUAUGGUGUAAAAUAGCUGAUCAAUCUCUACCUCCUUCCUGAAAUCUAU